This is a messenger RNA of Octopus sinensis (East Asian common octopus), 1478 nucleotides long. RefSeq names its product POU domain, class 3, transcription factor 4-like. Bases 87 to 1418 code for a protein of 443 amino acids. NCBI's taxonomy places the organism in Eukaryota, Metazoa, Mollusca, Cephalopoda, Octopoda, Octopodidae. The record is from RefSeq and is a predicted model, not a curated record. Gene Ontology annotation, molecular function: DNA-binding transcription factor activity, RNA polymerase II-specific; RNA polymerase II cis-regulatory region sequence-specific DNA binding. Gene Ontology annotation, biological process: regulation of transcription by RNA polymerase II. The transcript has a single exon.
AUCUCUUUCACACUACUCUACAGAGCACUUAACCGUAGCAGCCUGCUUUUUGCAAGUCAGAUUGAGGAAACGGAGCUCUACAAACCAUGGCCGCAUCAGCCACGAGUUUGUAUUUGGCAUCGGCGACUCCAUCAUCUCUAGCUUCGGUCCAAGUGGAUCCGUCAACGGGCAUGCAGGGACACGUUACCCAACCCACGCAGUAUCAUCACCGUGAUUUACCUGAUAUGAAAUACAUGACAACCCAACAACAGAAUGGUCAUCACCUCACUCAUCAUCCGAAUCCAUGGAUCGGUAUAUCUCACACGGAUAAUAACCACUGGUCUAACAUGAUCCAUCAACAGGACAUGAAGGGACAAGCUCUGGAAACCCAUCCGAAUGCUCAACACACUCGCGUCAAUCAACAGAUGCAAUCGCCAUACGCCUGGCAUUCGCCUGUUUCUUCGCAUCUAAACAUGACAAACGGAGCCAGUCAACUACAACACCACGGCUAUGGUAUUCACAUGAAUGGCAUGCUAUCCCCCGGGCAACAAUUACACCCAUCAUUACUUAGAGAACCCGACCCUGAGGUUGACCAUCACGAACCGUCCGAUGAAGAUGCACCAACUUCGGACGACUUGGAGCAGUUUGCUAAGCAGUUUAAGCAGAGACGUAUCAAACUGGGUUUUACGCAAGCCGAUGUCGGACUAGCGCUCGGUACACUUUACGGUAACGUUUUCAGCCAGACAACCAUUUGUCGCUUCGAAGCGCUGCAAUUGAGUUUUAAAAAUAUGUGUAAAUUAAAACCUCUACUACAGAAAUGGCUGGAGGAGGCUGAUUCUACUUCCGGUUCUCCUACCAGUAUUGACAAAAUAGCUGCUCAAGGAAGGAAACGUAAGAAGAGAACGAGUAUCGAAGUGACAGUGAAGGGCGCGUUGGAAAACCACUUCAUAAAACAGCCCAAACCGUCCGCCCAGGAGAUAUCGGGGCUCGCUGACCAGCUGCAAUUAGAAAAAGAAGUUGUACGUGUUUGGUUUUGUAACCGACGACAGAAAGAAAAACGCAUGACUCCUCCAGGAACUAUCGGUCCGAAUGGUGAAUUUCUUCAGAAUUCGGAAAAUUCUCUGCAGGGGGGAGGAAGUCCGAUGCGCUCGAACAGCGGUGGCGGAUCGCCACUGAUCCCUACCUCCAUACCAUCACAUUCGUUAUCCCAAUCAAUUGUAGGUCACACGAUGUCGCAAGCACAUACGCCAGUCUCCUAUCCGCACGGAGGGGGUAGCCCGUUACAAUCCACGAACGGGGCCAACAAUGGCUCUCCACUUAUAACAACUGCCAUCAAUUCCCAUUCAAUAUCGCAGUCCCUUGCGCAGACACUAGCGCAGCAGCACAAUCCGAACCACCACCAUCAGCAUUCUAUAAAACAGCACUCGCCAAAUCACUGACUUUGGCGGGACCUACCCGGAUUUAUUUGAAGCGUAUCCCAAUUAAGAUUACAGAUUGUU